This is a messenger RNA of Gongylonema pulchrum, 525 nucleotides long. Lineage: Eukaryota; Metazoa; Nematoda; Chromadorea; Rhabditida; Gongylonematidae. The record is from the annotation of a GenBank genome assembly.
AUGAAUGAUUCUGAUGGUAGCAAGGAGUUAUUGCAGCAAAUCAAAAUAGACACAAUUUUUUGGAAUUCUGGGCGACUGAUCACUGUCCUGCUUAUUUUGAUUCCAGUGGCGACAAUCUUCGGCAAUACAUUAGUUAUCGUUGCUGUAAUGCGUGAACGAUCACUGCAUAGUGUUACCAAUCAUCUAAUUGUUUCACUGGCUUUCGCCGAUUUUCUGAUUAAUUCAUAUGUCUGGGGCCUUGGCGCAUUUAUGUGCAAUCUUUAUAUGGCCACCGAUGUGGCACUUUCCACUGCUUCCAUACUUAAUCUUCUCGCUAUUUCUGUAGACAGGUAUAUGGCGAUAGCGCAGCCGUUAUUGUAUGCGCAAAGCGACACAAGAUGGAGAAGAACAAAAAUUAUGAUUUUCAUUGUCUGGGUAGUCUCAGCCACUGUCGGUUUACCAAUCCUGUUGGGUGUGAAUGCUCAUCCAGACGAUGUAAUUUUGUCCAGUAAUUGUUUCAUUUCCAGUGCUGUCAGAAAAGAUUGA